AUGCCUACACAGGAUCCGAUUGCUCAUGAGAGGACAUCUUUGCUUCCUGGCGCUCAUAGUAUUGAUGGGGCAGAUGGGGCAAUGACCACUAGCUAUAUGAGCGUGCCGCCUGUCAAACCAUUAUCAUCUAGUCUGAAUAAAAAUGGAAAACGCUCAAAAGCUGCGAAACACAUAGGCACAACCACGACAGAGAAAAUCUUUCAGAAUGAUAAAAAGUUGGCAGAAAAAAUCCAAGAAGAAUCUCCAAAGUUGGAUACCUACUCGGGAGUGUUUUUGCCAACCGCACUCAAUGUGCUUUCGAUCUUGAUGUUUUUACGGUUUGGGUUUAUUGUUGGCCAAUUGGGGAUCAUCGGAUCACUUUUCACUUUGGGAUUAUGUUAUACAAUCAACCUCCUAACUACUCUUUCGGUUUCAGCUAUUGCAACUAAUGGUGUUGUCAGAACUGGGGGAGCUUACUAUAUGAUCUCUCGUUCUUUAGGCCCUGAAUUCGGUGGUGCAAUUGGUCUUAUUUUCUACUUUGGCCAAAUUUUGAAUGCUGCAUUGAAUGUUGUUGGUCUAAUUGAACCUUUAGUAAAUAAUUUCGGGGCAGCUAAUGGGUCAAUGUGGCCAGUGUUGCCAGAUGGUUAUACUUGGAAUAUUAUUUACUCAACUGUGAUUUUAUUUCUAUGUGUGGCUAUCAGUCUUGUUGGAUCAGAUAUGGUGUCUAGGGCGGCAUUAUUAUUAUUUAUUUUGUUGAUGACUUCCAUCUUGUCGGUGCCAAUUUCUGCCAUCUUCAUGCCAUCCUUUAAUGUACCUGGCUUCGAUGAUGUUUGGUACUCAGGAAUCAGCUGGCAUACAUUCACAGAAAACUUGUUGCCACAUUUCACCUCCCAUGCCGCUGGCUCUCAACUAGACACUAAAGAAACUUUUGCUGAUUUGUUUGGAAUUUUCUUCUCGGCCACUGCGGGGAUCUUGGCAGGUGCCAGCAUGUCAGGAUCUUUAAAGAAUCCAUCUAGAAGCAUCCCAAAGGGCACUUUAUGGGGGCUAUUGUUAACUUUUUUCUGCUACGCAUUAAUAAUCAUAUCUUUAGGAGUUUCUGUGCCCCGGAAAUUAUUGUACAGUGAUGUGCAAGUGAUUCAAACCGUUAACUUAUCACAAGUCAUUAUUGUGGUUGGUGAAGUUUCCACCUCUUUAUUUUCGGUAAUAAUGGGGGUGGUAGGUGCCGCCGAAAUUUUAGCUGCCAUUUCUAAAGAUUCUAUAAUCCCUGGACUAUCCAUUUUUGCCGCCAAAAAUUCUAAUCCAAUUAAUGCAAUCAUUGUCUCUUGGCUUUUGAUUCAAGCGUUUUUAUUCGCUAACAUUAAUCAAAUUGCAACCUUAAUCACUAUGGCAUUCCUCAUGACAUUCAUUGUUAUCCAUAUUGCCUGUUUCUUACUUGAGGUAUCCGCAGCUCCAAACUUUCGUCCGUCAUUCGAUUAUUUUAAUCGUACUACUGCGGCGUCAGGGGUCAUUUCAUGUUUUAUUGCCAUGUUUAUUGUAGAUGGUAUAUCUGCUAGUAUGAUCAUCAUGUGUUUGUUAUUUCUUAUCAUUCUCAUUCAUUAUGUCUGUCCACCAAAAUCAUGGGGUGAUGUUUCUCAAACUUUGAUUUAUCAUCAAGUCAGAAAGUAUUUAUUGAAGCUUCGUCAAGAUAAUGUUAAAUACUGGCGUCCUCAGAUAUUGUUAUUGGUGGACAACCCGCGUACCUGUUGGAACUUGAUGCACUUUUGUAACAAUUUGAAGAAAGGGGGUCUUUAUAUUUUGGGACAUGUGAUUGUUAGUAGUAAUAAUUUUGAGGAAAAUUACGACAAUUAUGUUAGUGAAAAGAAUGCCUGGGUUAAGUUGAGGGAUAGCUUACAAUUGAAGGCUUUCGUUCAGUUUUCUUAUGCCGCAUCGCUUCCAUGGGGAAUCAGAAAUGUGUUUCUAGGAUCGGGUUUGGGAAGUAUGAAACCAAAUAUUAUUGUGAUUGGUUUUGUUGAUUUGAGCAAUAGAAAAGUCAUUAAUACAAACCUUCAGCCGGAUCCAAUCAAAGCGGAGCCAACCCUUGUGCCUCGUAAUAUUGAGAAACUCAAUGCAGCUUAUACCAACCAAGGAAAUGUUUCGGCAUUCAAAUUGCCCACCGACGCUGUGAAAAGGGAUGAAAAGCGAAUCAAAAUUACCGAAUGGGUCCAGUGUAUUGAGGAAUUAUUAUUGAUGAAGGCAAAUGUUGCCGUCGCGAAAGGGUUUCCUAGAUUAGAAAUUCCAGAUAAAAAAGCACCAGAACUUGAUCAUGAUGAGAAACAAAUUAUUGAUUUGUAUCCGAUCCAAAUGUCCGCAGAAAUUGCAGAAAAGUCCGGAAAAACAAUUUUGAGUACUAAUUUUGACACUUACACUUUGAUUUUACAAUUGGGUGCAAUUUUGAUCACCGUUCCCCAAUGGGAAAGAACUCAUAGAUUGAGAAUUGUGGUGUUUGUUGAAAACCUUGAAGAUGUGGAUGAUGAAAGAUCGCGCGUUACUCAACUUUUAGGGGUGCUACGGAUUAAUGCUGAAGUCUUGGUUCUAUGUUUCAAUUCCCUGAGCUAUUCGUUCUACGACUACAUCAUGAAAAAUAAAUAUACCGACAAAAGAGUAGUUAAGAAGGUGAAUAAGGUAUUACAAAGCAAUGAAUGGUGGAAAGCAAUUACAGAAUUGCGAAUUGAACAACAACAACAACAACAACAACAACAACAAAAGACCACACACUUCCAAGAUAUAUUAUUUUCGCCAUCUUUUGGUAACCCACAAACUUUGGAGCAUAAUCUUGCGAUCAACAAAAAUAAUAAUAUACCAUUAUCUAAGUUGCAACGUCUUGGGGUGAACUUUAGAAUGAGAACCAAUAAAUUGCUAAGUGCGCACGUUGGUGAAGGAAAUCCUGUAUUCAGAGAUGAAGAUUCCAGCUCGGAUCUGGAUGAUGGAUAUUCUGAUACUGAAAGCGCCAUUGGCUAUGACAGUGAUCCUGAACCAUCUAUUCGUCGAUCGAGCUUAAAAUAUUCGCAAGAUCAUGUUCCAACAUUAGCAUCAGAAAGAAGAAAGAGAAGAAAGACGUUUUCUUCCUUGAUAAUAGUGCCUCCAAAGACGAGAUUGCGUGAUUCUCAAGCCGUACCAAAAACACCGAAAUCUCCAUUCUUGGAAUCCACCGGUCCGUCAAUUUCGGUUCCUGCAAUUAGUUUAGAAGACUCUACCGAGUUGGAAGGUGAACCAAUGAAAAGACCAGUAUUGUCCCGUCAAAGCAGUAGACAUUCAUACACCAGUCUCAGAAGUCAAGCUAGACCUAAUUUCACGUCCCAGACUCUUCCGAAAUCCAAAGUAAAUGAAGAUGCCGAUGGUAAUGAACCAUCUAUCAUUUUCACCAAUGAUGGGGAUGAUGCUUCUUUGAAAAGUAAGAGUUCUGGCAUGAGGUUAGCGAGUGCUCAAAAAAGAGUUCCUUCUAAGGUUUUCGAUAAAGAAAGGCUUACGAAGAAAGAAAAUGAUACUGUUAAUUAUGCAGGGGUUUCUGAUCACGAAUCUACGUUUAGUUGUCCAUCUGAUGCAGAAGAGGUGUAUGAUGAUACUCGCCAGAACAAACUGGUUUUGGAACGGAUUUCCUCAUAUCCUCUGGAAUCUAGCGAAGACUCAGGUGAGGAGAGCGAUGAUCAUGACAUAAUUUCUUCUGAUUCCACAAGCAACUUGGAGGAGUUUGAUAUCAAUAAUUUGACCUUCAAUGAUGUUCCGGCAAGAGCCCAACAUUUGAUUUUGAAUCAAUUGAUGAUGAAGUGCUCUAAAAACUCUUCCAUUAUUUUCACUACUUUACCGACCCCUCCGGCUGGCUGUCAUAAGAACAAAAAGGACGCUGUUGAAUAUGUUGAGACUUUGGACUUGUGGUGCAGUGGACUACCACCGAUAUUUUUGAUUAACUCAAGAACCAUGACUGUCACUACUGCGUUGUGA
Messenger RNA from Saccharomycopsis crataegensis, 3957 nucleotides. It is a transcript of the gene VHC1, whose product is annotated as Vhc1p. The transcript has a single exon. Gene Ontology annotation, molecular function: potassium:chloride symporter activity. Lineage: Eukaryota; Fungi; Ascomycota; Saccharomycetes; Ascoideales; Saccharomycopsidaceae. Gene Ontology annotation, biological process: potassium ion homeostasis; vacuolar transmembrane transport; cell volume homeostasis. Bases 1 to 3957 code for a protein of 1318 amino acids. The record is from RefSeq and is a predicted model, not a curated record. Gene Ontology annotation, cellular component: vacuolar membrane.